Messenger RNA from Lodderomyces elongisporus, 357 nucleotides. RefSeq names its product mitochondrial 37S ribosomal protein bS6m (gene MRP17). The record is from RefSeq and is a predicted model, not a curated record. The transcript has a single exon. Gene Ontology annotation, biological process: translation. Gene Ontology annotation, molecular function: small ribosomal subunit rRNA binding; structural constituent of ribosome. NCBI's taxonomy places the organism in Eukaryota, Fungi, Ascomycota, Pichiomycetes, Serinales, Debaryomycetaceae. Gene Ontology annotation, cellular component: mitochondrial small ribosomal subunit; ribosome. The coding region runs from base 1 to 357 and encodes 118 amino acids.
AUGCAUUACGAACUAUUUGCCAUUGCGCGUAUAACUGACCCCAUUAUUCACAACAAAGAAGCCAAGAAGAUUGCUUCGACGGUGGGCAAAUUGAUUCUAAAUAACAGAGGUGUGAUUCGAAGUAUCACAAGCAUGGGAGUCAAGCCAUUACCCAAGAUUAUCUCAAAAGAUCAAGAAAGACAUUUUAGAGGAUACAAUUUUUUUAUCAAUUUUGAUUCAAGUAGUAAAGUCCAGGAACAGCUCUUGAGAACUUUGAUGUCUGAUCCAAGAGUGUUGCGUGCCAAUAUAAAGAAGAUUGAUAUGUCGCGAAGCUUGAACCCUGGGUCAUCAGUGGAACAAGCAGUAAAUGCCCAUUGA